Pogona vitticeps (central bearded dragon) is the source of this 2490-nucleotide messenger RNA. The record is from RefSeq and is a predicted model, not a curated record. NCBI's taxonomy places the organism in Eukaryota, Metazoa, Chordata, Lepidosauria, Squamata, Agamidae.
CGGUCACGUGCAGCGGCACCCUUUUCCCCGCCUCCCCUCUCCCUCGAGCUUCGUUCCUUUCUUGCCUCUGCGUCGCGCGCGCUCUCGCGUUCUGUUUCCGGCGCGCGCAUGCGGGUGCGUUUAACUUGAGGAGGGCGGUUGAGCGUUUUCCCGCCUUUUUCCUUCCCUGCGUCGACCAGAGGGAAGAAAAGGGAAGCCGCUUUUGAGUCCGUGAGAUGGAGAAAGACACCGCGGCUUUCCCUUCUGGCUUGGCUGACAGCCCUGGCGCUGAAGGCGAGGGCGAUGACGACGGCGACGACAACAACAACAGCGGCAGCAGCCACCACCGCGACAACCCCGACGCCCCGGGCGGGGACGAAGGCGAGCGGAGCGGCGAGGAGCCUGUGGUGUCGCUGGCCGAAGUGCUGGCCGAGAACGAGGAGCUCGAGAAGGAGGCGCGGGCCGUCCUGGGCGGGAGCGACCACGAGCGGUGCAGUUACUCCCAGGGUGCUGUAAAAAGACAAGCCUUAUAUGCCUGCAGUACUUGUACACCACCAGGAGAAGAACCAGCAGGGAUCUGUUUAGCAUGCAGUUAUGAAUGUCAUGGAACCCACAAACUAUUUGAGCUAUAUACAAAAAGAAACUUUCGUUGUGAUUGUGGAAACAGCAAAUUCAAAAAUUUGCGAUGCAAAUUACUUCCAGAGAAGGCACAGGUGAAUCCAACAAAUAAAUAUAAUGACAACUUCUAUGGAUUAUACUGCAUCUGCAAAAGGCCAUAUCCAGAUCCUGAUGAUGAGAUUCCAGAUGAAAUGAUCCAGUGCAUAGUUUGUGAAGACUGGUUCCAUGGAAGGCAUCUUGGUACAGUUCCUCCAGAUAGUGGUGACUUCCAUGAAAUGGUGUGUCAGGCUUGCAUGAAUCGCUGCCCUUUCCUGUGGGCAUAUGCUGCACAGUUGUCAGUUCCUACUGUGACAAAAGUUACUCCUGCAGCUGAAGAUAGAGUUAACAUUAAUGUUGAAGAAACUGAAGAAGUGAAAAAAGAAAAUGGUUCAGAUCCUCAGGUGAAGACUGAAGAGGAGAAAAUAAUACAGAACAGUGAACCAUCUACAAGUUCUAGCUCUGAAUGUUCUAAGAAUGCAUCUACUUGCAAGCUGCAGGAACUUCAAGCCAAGCAGUGCCUAAAGAUGAACACAGCCACAUUCUGGCCACACAACUGGAGGAGCAAAUUGUGCACCUGUAAAGAAUGUUUGAAAAUAUAUUCUGAUCUUGAAGUUUCUUUCUUAACUGAUGAGUGUGAUACAGUCUUGGCUUAUGAGAAUAAAGGGACAAGUGACCAGGAAGCAGACAGAAGAGAUCCUCUAAUGGAUACACUCAGCAGUAUGAAUAGGGUCCAGCAGGUAGAACUGAUUUGUGAAUACAAUGAUCUGAAGACAGAACUGACAGACUACUUGAGAAGAUUUGCAGAUGAAGGAACAGUUGUUAAGAGAGAGGAUAUUCAGCAAUUUUUUGAAGAAUUCCAAUCUCGAAAGAGGAGAAGAACAGAUCGGAUGCAGUACUACUGUAGCUAGAUCACCUUGAAAGUCUUAAGGAGAAGCUUUUUCCUCCUCUGCUAGCUUUUUAUGCAUCUCUUAGUUUAAUCCAAUUUAUUUAUCUUGGCUUCUGUCCUACAAGAAAGUUUUUCUUGCUUAUCCAUCUUAAACAUGUUCUGAUUUCAUGCCUGAAAAGUAACAAGAUCAUGGAUUCUCACAAUGUCACUCGUUUUGUGUUAAAGAAGAGUGGAGUGGUUAGUAUAUAACUAGAAAGUACCCAAAAUCCUCCUAAGCUGCUAUGAUGAAAGAAUUAUUCAUAGGGGAAAGCCUACAUGAAUGUCCUUGAUAGGUCAGUGUUCAGCAUUCACAUAAACAUCUCAGUUUUAAUAUGGCAGUUCAUAAAUGCUCAAUGUAAGUGUAUUUUUAUUCAUUUUUGGUACAAAGCAUGAUGUUCGCUAUUGCUGUUAGAUAAGGCUUGAAGGCUCAAAAUGUGAAUUAUUGAACCUGUUGCAGAAGAACUUUUAGAUAAAAUUAUAAACCAAUGACUGUUCUUUAGACACAGUACAUAUUUCAGACAGUAGUUCUUUGAUGGAAAAUAAUGUACAGAAUAUUUUUUUUAGUGAAAUUACUUACAAUAUAUGUUAAUCUCCUGCCUGCACAGACUGUAAAUAAACUGCUCUCUGUUGGAUGGGUGGUAUUAUUAGAUUAAUACUUUUUUUUAGAAUGCAAAGAAUCUCUGGAAGUUUAUAUAAUUGUUCUAGUUUGUAAAUGUUUAAUUGGGGUUGCUGUUUACCAAACUGUAAAAUAAGAAGCUUUCACCUUUGAUAAUAAACUCAACCCAAUAGUACUGCAGAGGGUUUCUGCACCAGUGAUCAGAUAUUGGUUAACAUGGUCAUCUUCCUAACUACUCAGGCAAAUAAUUCUGUAUGAUUCAUAGCACUCACAUUUUGUGUACUUUCACAUCUUAAUAAAAUGGUUGUCAUUA